UAUGCUUUUCUUUACAAUAAAACGUGGAUUGUUAGUGUGCAUUGUAGAGUAUUGAUUAUGAUCGUUACUGAUGCAUUGCAUGACAGUUUUAAUACUUAAAAAGAAUGAAAGAACAAAGAAGUAAAAUGAGAGAAGAUGGGUGGAGUAAUGUAGGAUGGGGGCGUUUUCCCUGUUUAUGAAACUCAAGGCUCAGAGACUUGGUCGAGCUUUGGUCUGAAUUUACCUGCCUUUGAUUGCAGCAUUUCGAAGGGACUUUAAGCUGGACAUUUAACCUGGUUUGAUUUUUUACCUUUUCUGUUUGCAAGGAAGAGCUUGAAAAGCGAACACAUGGCAGCUUCCUUGCUCAGAUUUGGGCGAUUGGGAUCUCUAAAGGCCCUGCAGGCAGAGAGCUUGAGUGCAUUACCAAAAGCCCCAGCAGUCGCUCUCAGUUCAAAAUCUGGGGAAGGCAAGAAAUCCAAAAAGUCCAACAAAGAAAAGUCCAAAUCGAAAACAUACUUUGAUAUAGAAAAGCUUGUCCAACACAAAUCCUACCCAGAAGUCACCAAGGAAGUUGUAACACCUGCUGCUGCUGCAGCUGCCACCACUGCUGCUGGAGCUGUUUCUGCCAUAGCUACAGCCAUUCCCAAGCAAGCUGCAGCACCCCAAACUGCUGAAGCCAUUACUGUACCUCCAGCAAGCAAAAUCACUGCAGCUCAACCUGCUAUAGAAACUGCUGCACCAGUUGCAGAGGUCACAGCUGAAGCUACACCUAUUGCUGAAACGACAUCAGAAGUCACCUCCCCCGUUACUGAAGCUGUGUUUGAAACUGUACCUGCAGAAGAAACUUCACCAAGUGCUGAAACAACUGCUCCUGCUGCAUGUAUUACUGAAGCUGCACCCACUGCUGAGGCUGCUGCUGCUGUAGCCAUACCCAUUUCAGAAGUUACCCCAGAAGCAGUUUUCCCUGUUGCCACUGAUGCAGCUCCAGCAGAAAUUGUUGCAGAAGUCACAGCUCAAGCAGCUCCAGCAGAAUUUUCUCCCGAACCUACAGUUGAUGCUGCUACUACAGGGGUUGCUGCAGGAGUUACAUCUGGAGCAACCACUGCUGUAGUUGCUUCCGAAGCAACCCCAGAAAUUAUGGCAGAAACAACCACCACGGCAAUUACCCCAGAGUCUACAGAUGAAGCAGCCCCCACAGACGUUAUCCCAGAAGUUACAGCUGAAGCAGCCACCACCGAAACCGAUCCUGAAGUUAUGACAGAAGUGACCCCAACAGAAGCUGCAGCAGAAGCUCCCCCCACAGACGUUGCAACUGAAGCUCCAUCUUCUCUUGAAGCUGAUGCUUCCCCAGUAACAGAAGUUGUUGAGGCUGUACUAGAAGCUGCUGCCGAAGCAGUAACUGAAGUCAUUGCAGAAACUGUCCCUGUUAAAGCUGUUGCUGAAGUAGUGGAAGCAAUUGCUGAAACUGUAGCUGAAGUUGCUGAUGUUAGUGAAGCUGUCCCGGCAGAAAAGCCCGAUGACAUUGCCACUGUGAUCACAGAUGCAGCAGAACCUCCUGUCGUAGUGGAUGCGCCUGAUGCUGGCUUGGACCCUAUUCAGAAGCUCUUCUUGGAUUCCAUUCGCAGCUAUUCCUCAAUGAGCACGAGAACUAGUGGUCUAGUUGACGCAGGUCCUGAAUACCACAAGGCCCUGGCUGAGGAAAUCGCCAAACUACAAAGACUAUAUGGUGGUGGAGACCUGGAAUCAUUCCCAGAGUUUAAUUUCCCUGAACCAAAGCUGGAUGAAGUGUCCACCAAGUAAACAACCUUUUCACACCAUUACACCACCUUGUGCCUCAGCCUGGGAUGAGGCCUCUGUUGCUCUUUUUUGCCAUAUAUUUUUAUUAGACUGUGAAGCCUUAUCAGCAUUCACAUGAAAACCUGUCUUUGUAUAUGUAUCCAAUUACAGUACAGGUGGCAUUGUUUCUAGGCUUCUGCAUUGUUUCUCAGUUUCUAUGAGUGAAGAAUGAACUUAAUAAAUAUAUAGAUGUGUGUACUGUU
Hemibagrus wyckioides is the source of this 2018-nucleotide messenger RNA. RefSeq lists its product as uncharacterized. The record is from RefSeq and is a predicted model, not a curated record. The transcript is spliced from 7 exons. Bases 328 to 1779 code for a protein of 483 amino acids. Gene Ontology annotation, biological process: proton motive force-driven ATP synthesis. Lineage: Eukaryota; Metazoa; Chordata; Actinopteri; Siluriformes; Bagridae. Gene Ontology annotation, molecular function: proton transmembrane transporter activity.